AUGCCUGCAGCCUGGGUUCUGGCGUUUCUCGUGUGGGGCCUGGGCGCCCCGGCCGCUUGGGGCUGCCUGCAGUGCGACUCCUCUGUGCAGAGGGACCUGCACGAGCUGCGCUCUACCCUCGUCCCGGCCCACUUCUCUUCCCAGGGCCUGCAGGAGCGGGCCCACGCGCUGCUGCAGGGCAUGGAGGGGCACUUCUUCAGGGACUACGCCAAGAACGCCUUUGUGGGGAAACUGGAAGUAGAUCGCAUAGAAGGCAUCAGGGCCUUUGUCAAGAACGAAACCCAUGACUUGCAGGAAACGCCUCUGACAGACCUUCCCCUCCUGGAAGCGCUAGUGAGCUUCAGGGAAAGGUUGACCAAGGAGCUCAAGAAGGCUUUACGCUCCUACGAGAUGAAAGCCUGUGAUCACAAAUUGUGCCGCUUGCUCAAAAAAGAGGUCUUGGACUGCUUGCACUGUCAGAAAAUCAGUUCCACCUGUAUCAGGAACAAAUACUGCUUUGUGGACGGACAGCCUCGCAUGACGCUGAAGUACAAGGAUGGUGACUCCAGGAGUGACAUGAAGUUGAUUGGCAUCGCCGUCUCUGUGCUUGUGUCUAUUCUGGUCUUCUUGGCCAUCCUCACCUCGGCUUGCACCUACAGGGAAAACCGAAAACUCCUGCUGCGGUAG
This is a messenger RNA of Perognathus longimembris pacificus (Pacific pocket mouse), 666 nucleotides long. It is a transcript of the gene Izumo2, whose product is annotated as IZUMO family member 2. The transcript is spliced from 7 exons. Lineage: Eukaryota; Metazoa; Chordata; Mammalia; Rodentia; Heteromyidae. Bases 1 to 666 code for a protein of 221 amino acids. The record is from RefSeq and is a predicted model, not a curated record.